AUGGAUCCAAUGAGGACAUCGAAACUUCGAUACUCCUGGAAUUUCCUUAACGGGCUACUUUUCCAACCAACAGUGGCUGGGGAUGUGCUCAAGGCUGAUAUAAGGUACAUACUGGUGCAGCGCGACAAUGGUCGACAGUACUAUGUUAAUGCUGUAAGGGAAGCUUCUACGGUUAUAUGCAUAUCAAUAGCAUUAGCCAUCAUUGAUUGGAAGAGAUUCCUCCUCUACUUUUAUAUCCCCCACUUCUUCGCUCAAUGGGCUAUAGUAGGGAUGAAUAUGCUACAGCAUGAUGGCUGUGACACAGUCGACUACUAUGAGCAACGAAAAAAUUAUAAUGCAUCACGUAAUUUCGUAGGAUCAUGGCUGAACUAUCUCACCUUUAAUAACGGCUACCAUUCUAUACAUCAUUUAUAUCCCAAGAUGCACUGGUCUAGGUUACCUAUGGAGCAUAAUAAACAAAUAAAGCCACAUAUCCACCCACAACUAGAUCAGCAAAAUAUCGGGGCAUACAUUUUCCGUGCCUUCAUCUAUCCUGGAGUACGAUUGAGAUAUGAUGGCAAACCUGUUGAGAUAGACAGUACUAAGCCAGAGCCGGCCGAUGAAGAUUGGGUUACGCAGUAUUAUCCUAAGGGUAAGUCCUUCAAGGACUAUAACGUUACUAAGAUGGAUGUACUAGAUCAUAUUCAUGUACUCAUGGCUAUUGUCAAGCUUUUACCAUUUAAGAUCAUCUGCCCGACCUACUCCGCAGUAACUAAGGUCGAUUGA
This is a messenger RNA of Perkinsus marinus ATCC 50983, 765 nucleotides long. RefSeq lists its product as hypothetical. NCBI's taxonomy places the organism in Eukaryota, Perkinsozoa, Perkinsida, Perkinsidae. The coding region runs from base 1 to 765 and encodes 254 amino acids. Gene Ontology annotation, biological process: lipid metabolic process. The transcript is spliced from 9 exons. The record is from RefSeq and is a predicted model, not a curated record.